AUGUCUGAGCCACAAGUCAACGUCACACUUUCCGCGAACCGCUAUGGCAAGGACAAAGUCCGGGUUCUGCGCGUUAUCCGCCCUUCGACGCCUGGAGGAAAGCAAAUUGUACUCGAGUACACCGUGCGUCUAAUGAUCGAAGGCGAUUUCGCCACCAGCUAUACACAAGCAGACAACUCUAUGGUUGUACCUACGGAUACAAUGAAGAACACUGUCUACGUGUUUGCCAAAACGUCUCCUCAUGUCGCCACGCCGGAGCUAUUCGGUUUACACCUGGCGAGCCAUAUGGUGACAAAGUAUCCGCAUGUCACCAAGGCGUUUGUGGACAUUGACUCGCUCAAGUGGUCGAGAAUCCCGGUUCAGGGCGUCGAACACAAGCACUCGUUUGUACGGGACGGAGAAGAGAGAAGGACAACGAGCGUCGAAGUGGAUGGUACACAGGGCAAGGACAAGCUCGUGGGCAAAGUGACGAGCGGAAUCCAGGAUCUACUUGUCCUCAAGUCGUCUGGUUCGGCAUUUGAAAACUUUCACCAGGACGAGUACACGACCCUUAUCCCGGUGUCUGAUCGCAUCUUCUCGACUUCUGUGGAUCUGAAUUACACCUUUGAAUUGCCAGCAUUGGCUUUCGGAUCAGUCGACAAAUUAGAGGCUGUCGAUAUCGAAGCCCAAUUCAACCGGGUCGCGGCAAGUGCAAAGGAGACGACACUCGAGGUGUUUGCAGUGGAUGAGAGCGCAAGCGCGACGCUAUACAAGAUGGCGACGGACAUUAUCCGCAAGAACCCCAGCGUGGGCACGGUGAGCUACAAGCUCCCGAAUAAGCACUAUAUCCGUGAGUCGAGCUCGUCCGCGCGCUCCGUCCGAUUGGCAAAGGAGAGGGCGACGUAUCCCACGGGGACGGGGCCUGUCGACCUGUCGUACAUGAAGCUCGAUAAUCUCAAGCCGGCGGAUGCAGAGGUGUUUUGCCCCGUCGCGGCGCCGAGUGGGUAUAUCACGGCGACGGUUUCGCGCGCAUGA
Molecule: messenger RNA, 1014 nt
Organism: Serendipita indica DSM 11827
Lineage: Eukaryota; Fungi; Basidiomycota; Agaricomycetes; Sebacinales; Serendipitaceae
Source: the annotation of a GenBank genome assembly